Messenger RNA from Vespa mandarinia (Asian giant hornet), 1518 nucleotides. RefSeq names its product ribonuclease MRP subunit P64. Gene Ontology annotation, cellular component: nucleus. The record is from RefSeq and is a predicted model, not a curated record. Gene Ontology annotation, biological process: positive regulation of Notch signaling pathway. Lineage: Eukaryota; Metazoa; Arthropoda; Insecta; Hymenoptera; Vespidae.
AAGCUGCGCAGAAUGUGAUCGUUUUCUCUUUAGAUGCGAUUAUGUAUUGUGUUUUAUUUGACACGGCGGGAUUAGUGAAUUUAUAUGGUUAUGAUCGAAAAUAUUUGUAUUUAAAUUAUAUAUAUUAAUUAAUAGAUAUAAAAUAUGGAAGCUAUUUGGAAUAGAAUUCACAUUGAACAUCCACCAAAUAUCACGUGGCGUAUCGAAGCUCAGAAAUUUGAUGUCACAGGACUUAAGAAGACGUUAAAACAUAUUAUUAAGGAUUUAGAAUCCCGAAAUGAUAUGCACACAGAAGCAGCAAUAUUAAGUAGAUUAAUCUAUCGUAUGAAAUGUAAAUUUCGCAAUGACAAAGGUUUUAAGAAUAUGGAGAAAGUAAACAGAGCUUUACUCAAUUAUUUGAAUUUAGGACUUGAAAAGGAAUACAAGAAUUUUGAAAGUUAUAUAGAAUUAAGUGGUAUAUUUGUUACUUUGCCAAGCAAACAAAUGUUAGAGUACAUUCUUGUCAGAACUCAAGGUUUUGCAAAGCUUUUAGCAAGAGUGGAAGAAGUUGCAAAGUGCGCUGGUACAUAUUUACGAACUCGUAUUAUAUUAGGUCAUGCAUGGACUAUUACACUUGUAGCAUAUGCUAUCAUUAGUAGAAUUUGGAUCUUAUCAAAAUAUUUAGUUAAAAGAUCUUGCAUUUGGUAUAAUGGUCUCUAUCAAUUUUUGAAUACAUUCAAAAUGAUAGGUUAUCCCUGGCUUUUGAAAAAAGACGACUUACCAUCUGAUUUAAAAUCAUGGCUUGCUUUAUCAUGGCUCGAUGAAAAUAAAUCAAGCAUGCCCGAAGAAAAUAUUUUGAAGGACAAGAUGUUCAAAUUAAUUAAUGUACAAGAUGAUAAUUUAGACAAUGAUUUAACUUCUGACUUUCAAGAUAAGUUGACAGAAUUAAAUACUACUGAUUUUAUCUGUGGUGUAUCAGAAAAUAUUUCGAAAUCAAACAUUUCAAAAAAUGUUGGUGAACUUUCCAUUCAUAUGGACGAUGAUCUUGGAGAAGUUGUCAAUCGUUCAAGCUCUGCAUUAAAUUUUAAUAAGAAAAAACGUAAGAAGAAAGAAUCACUAGGAGAGCAAAAAUUGUCACUAAAUAAUGAAGGGAAUGAGAGUGAUAGAAAACAAACAAUUACAUUCACACCUAAGAAACCAAAACAAAAAGAAGAAAAAAGCUCUUCUUUACUUAAUGACUGUAGAACUACAUUAUGUCAAUUGGAACCUAAAGCAAAGAAAAAGAAAUUAAUUCAAUCAUGUAAUACAAUCUCAAAUAAAAAUGUUACUCCUAAUUUUGAUAAUAUGAAAAAAUCAGAUUUGAAUAUACUUUUAAAUAAAAAUUGUUAUCCAGGAAUAAGUAAGUUACAAUGGAAAAUUGUUAAAAAAAAGUGCAAUAAACUACUGAGGCAAUCAAAAAAAUGUACUGGCGAAAAGAAACAAUUAUUAAUUAAGAAAGCAAUUAAUAUUAUACGAAUUUGUAUUCCUAUUAUUACAUGA